CUGGCCCCAAUAAGCCUCAUAAACUCAGUAUUUUGGGGAUAUACUCCCCUAUAUGGAAAACAAGCUGGAUACUGAUUUCUGAUUUUUACAGAUCUUGUUGUGAAGCAGUGUUUUAUUUUGUUUCAUUGCUUUGUAGGAACUCAUGGCAUUGUGCUUGAAGGAUCUAGAAGAGAGAAAAGAGCAAGAAGCUGGUAACAGAAGGAGCGUAGAGCAGGCUGUGAAUGAUGUGAAGGCACAUGCCAAUAUGAUCAAACGGCAGCUGUCAGAAAAAGUGACCGAGCUCCAGUUACUUCUUCGGGAAGAAGAGAGUCUGGCAGAAAACUUCAUUGAUGAAAAGACUCAGCAAGCCCUAGGAGCACAUGCUCAGCAGCUGGAGUCCUGUCAAGAACAGCUUGCAGCCCUAGAGACCUUCUCGUGUCGGAUCAGACAAAUACAACAGGACAGUGAUCCUAUUCAGUUGCUGGAGAAGUACAUAGAAAUCGAGAAGGAAAUGAAGGAAUCCAGGCACCUGAGAGAACAGUGGCAUCCAAUACCUCUCUCAUUUGAACACAUACUUAACCAUUAUAAGCACUUCUUCAGAGUUCUUCAGUCCAUUCUACAGAAACCACUAGAAGCCCGGCUUAAAGAAGAUGUUUUCAGUAGCCUUAACGCCACUGCAAAGAAGGAACCUGGAACAGUGUUGAAAACCAUGACUCCUGUUGAUCGGUUGCUUUUCUUAAAACAUGCAAGAUCACCAACCUGGGAAUACGACAGCAUUCACCCAAGACUGAAACUGUCCGAUGACCGUCUUGAAGUAAGCUGCAGCUGGAGGAGGAUAUUUUACCCCUGUGGUCCCCAGAGAUUCGAUAAAUUAUGGCAAGUGCUAAGCAAAGACGCAUUCCUCUCUGGGAGCCAUUACUGGGAGGUUGACCUGCUUCAUGCUGGAGCCGGCUGGUGGAUUGGCGCAGCCUACCCUUCCAUUGGCAGGAAAGGAGACUCUGAAACCUGCCGGCUGGGCUGGAAUAGAGCAUCUUGGUGCCUUAAGAAGUUUGAACUGGAAUACUGGGCAUUUCACAAGGGGGAGAGAAUCCCCAUCGUGGUAGAGGAUGAUCCUGACCGCAUUGGCAUUUUUCUGGAUUAUGAAGCAGGAAUCCUUUCAUUCUACAAUGUUAGUGAUGGAAUGGCUCAUUUGCACACCUUCCACUGCAAGUUCACAGAACCAGUAUAUCCAGCCUUGAGACUCUGGGAAGGGUCCAUUAGAACAUGCAAAUUACCAUAAGGAAUGAAGUAAAAAAAAAAAAAAAGCCUACUAUUUUAUGCUUUUUCUGU
This is a messenger RNA of Manacus vitellinus (golden-collared manakin), 1308 nucleotides long. It is a transcript of the gene TRIM14, whose product is annotated as tripartite motif containing 14. The record is from RefSeq and is a predicted model, not a curated record. NCBI's taxonomy places the organism in Eukaryota, Metazoa, Chordata, Aves, Passeriformes, Pipridae. Gene Ontology annotation, molecular function: protein binding. The transcript is spliced from 5 exons. Bases 143 to 1258 code for a protein of 371 amino acids. Gene Ontology annotation, biological process: innate immune response.